This is a messenger RNA of Apiotrichum porosum, 1803 nucleotides long. RefSeq lists its product as uncharacterized. Gene Ontology annotation, biological process: secondary metabolic process. Gene Ontology annotation, molecular function: CoA-ligase activity. NCBI's taxonomy places the organism in Eukaryota, Fungi, Basidiomycota, Tremellomycetes, Trichosporonales, Trichosporonaceae. The record is from RefSeq and is a predicted model, not a curated record. The transcript is spliced from 9 exons. The coding region runs from base 1 to 1803 and encodes 600 amino acids.
AUGGAUCAACUCAAACCGCGAACAUACGCCGAGGCCGAUGCACUUCUCCAGGCUCCAGGAUCAAUCUACGAGAUUGAGCAGCUGGUCAUUGAAGGCCGCAAGGUCAAGGUGUGGACCAAGGCGCCAAAGUCGAUGCGAGAGUGGAUGGUCGAGGGGCUCAGUCGAUGGGCAGACAACGAGUUUGUGUCUGAACCGCUGCCUGAGCCCGCUCCUGCCUCUCAGCGUCAGUCCAGGACGUAUGGCCAGGUGCUCGAUGACGCGGUCACCUUUGCCAGCUGGCUCCGUGAAGGUGGGAUUGCCAUGGGCGACCGCGUCGCGAUCGGGGGACGUAACUCUUCGCGGUUCAUUUCGGCCUACGUCGGCACCUGCCUGAUCGGUGCCGUGCCAGUGCUUCUGAACACCACCCUUACGGAUGACAACCAAGUCCACUGCCUCACGAUCACCCUUCCGAAACUCGUUAUCGGUGAUGUGCCCAUGGCCAAGGCCCUUGCCUCGAUCGCGCCGACGCUCGCUUCCAUGGGUGUCACAAAGCUCUAUUGCUGGGACUCGAUUGGACAUCUCGACUCUGGCAUCCGCUCUGUCGUUUCCGAGUACGCACCGUCUCCCUCGUCGCAGACAGUUGCUACCGUUCGAUCCGGGGCUGGGCUGGACAACCAGGACCCGGACAGCGACGCCAUCAUCCUGUUCACCUCUGGAACGACCAGCAAACCAAAGGCGGUCCUCCUCACGCACAGAAUGUGGUGCCAGCAGAUCUACACUGCCAGCUAUACCAGUGCCCGGUACGCCAUGCGCAUGGGCGCUCCGUUGGAGAUGGCUCUUGCCAUGCACAUUCCGGAAGCCAAGACUUGCAUGUUACAUGCCGUGCCCCUGUUCCACGUUACUGGAGGCGGCAUGCUCACUCGCGCGAUUGUCGUUGGCCAAAGGCUCGUCUUCCUGCGCAAGUGGGAUGUGGACACUGCGACGGCCCUGAUUCGCUCGGAAAAGGUCAACAACCUCAUGGGAGUUCCAGCCCUGGCGGCCGGUUUGCUGGCCUCGCCCCGACUGACUGACGAGCUGAAACUUGAGACUGUGUCGUUUGGUGGUGCCCCAGCGCCAUCCAACCUUGCCCACCGUGUGCAAAAGCAAUGGAACCAGGCGCUUGUUGUGCACCUGUACGGUGCGACCGAGGCUGCUGGAUUGUUCACGGCGCUCGUGGGCGCAGACUACAUCGGCAACCCCACGUCUGCUGGUCUUCCGACACCUAUCUUGGACAUGCGAGUUGCGGAUCCCGUCACGCACAAGACUCUAGGUCCCAACGAGGUCGGUGUGAUCAUGUUCAAGGGCGGGAGUAUCAUGAAGGAGUACUUGAACAACCCGAAGGCCACGGCAGAAGCCGUCGACGCCGAGGGCUGGUACAACACGGGCGACGUGGGAUACAUUGACGACGGGCACGGGCUGCUCCACAUCACGGACAGAGAAAAGGACUUGAUCAUCCGCGGUGGCGAGAAUAUCCCAUCCGCCGAAGUCGAGAACGCGGCCCACAGGGACGAGCGCGUGCUCGAGUGCGCCGCGAUCCCCGUACCAUGCCCCGUCAUGACGGAACAGGUCGGGUUGGCCAUUCGCCUUGUGGAUGGGGCCCAGGCGACGCCGGAGAACCUCAAGGCUGCGAUGGACCCUCUACUUCGACCGCAAGCGCGUCCCGUCAUCAUCCAUGUCUGGGACGGACCGUUGCCGCGCAACAUCAACGGCAAGAUUCUGAAGAAUGAGAUCAAGAAUGUUGUGGCGGAGAAAUGGGAAUCAAAGCAGGACCGUGGAAAGCUCUAG